GGUCGGGGAGAGCUCAAAGCGCACAGGAUUUGACAGAUGUUCGAAUCGGAUAAACUGCACCACAACGAGAGAAUUGGGGAGCAUUUCAGAUUUACAUAGUGGUAGCCCAUAUACGACAAAAUGUCAGGACAAAAGAGUGCGAAUCCGUGUAAUAAAUUCCAAGCGAACAUUUUUUACAAAAGUAAAUGUCAGAACUGCUUCAAGUCUCGGGAGCUGCAUCUUCCAACUGAUCAUGGUAAGGACCAGGCCAAACCCAUCUAUGGAGGCUGGCUCUGCUUGGCUGCUGAGGGGACAGACUUUGACAAUCCAAUUCAGAGGUCAAGGAAAUGGCAGCGCCGAUUCUUCAUCCUGUAUGAACAUGGCAGCAUGAGCUUUGCACUGGACGAGUUGACAAGCACUCUGCCACAAGGAACAGUGAAUAUGAAUCUGUAUAGCGCAGACGACGAGCCCAGCCCAGCAAAGAUGGCUGCCACUGAGCCCAGUUUCUCAGUCAUGAAAAGUGGUGACCCUUGCUCAGCCUGUGGCAGGGAGAGAGCGGUCAGUGGGGGUCCAGAUGUGGCCCCUGUCUGGACUGUGACAGAUACUGAUCCCCUGGGCCUGGACGAGACCCCUGCAGGUCAUGGUCCCCACUACCUCCCUUCAGCCUCCAGUGACUCUGACCUUUGA
Messenger RNA from Oncorhynchus gorbuscha (pink salmon), 666 nucleotides. RefSeq names its product myosin phosphatase Rho-interacting protein-like. NCBI's taxonomy places the organism in Eukaryota, Metazoa, Chordata, Actinopteri, Salmoniformes, Salmonidae. Gene Ontology annotation, cellular component: actin cytoskeleton. The record is from RefSeq and is a predicted model, not a curated record. Bases 121 to 666 code for a protein of 181 amino acids. The transcript is spliced from 6 exons. Gene Ontology annotation, biological process: actin filament organization. Gene Ontology annotation, molecular function: actin filament binding.